Messenger RNA from Carcharodon carcharias (great white shark), 542 nucleotides. Its product is annotated as cytochrome c oxidase subunit NDUFA4-like. NCBI's taxonomy places the organism in Eukaryota, Metazoa, Chordata, Chondrichthyes, Lamniformes, Lamnidae. The transcript is spliced from 4 exons. The record is from RefSeq and is a predicted model, not a curated record. The coding region runs from base 119 to 367 and encodes 82 amino acids.
AUGUUUGGGCUGCUUGAUUGGCAGGCCCCUGCGGUGACUUUGGCGGGCGCGGUAGGAACAACUCAGACAGAAGGUGGGAGCGGUGGAGAGAGGACAGGGUGGGGUGGAAGCCGCUAUCAUGUUGGGAUUGAUGAUCCGCCAGGCCAAGAGCCACCCGAGUUUAAUUCCAUUAUUUACCUUCAUUGGCAUUGGAAGUUUUGGAGCAGGCAUGUACCUCCUGCGGCUUGCUGUCCGUAACCCUGAUGUGAGCUGGAAUCGCAAGAACAACCCUGAGCCUUGGAAUAAGGUAGCACCUACUGAGCAGUACAAGUUCUUUACUGUGAACAUGGACUAUAGUAAACUGAAGAAGGAUCGACCAGACUUCUAAAUGUUGAAGACAGAACAUCUUGUCCAGGUGGCUUUGUUGGGCUAUGAAGCUUUAUGCACAAUGAUGCCUAUAAUACUACUGUUACAUGAGUUUUAGUGCACAUUCAGAAAUUAAAUACAUUGUACUUAAUUUGUGUAUAUAUGAAAUGUUGAAUAAAUCUGGAGUGUGCUACCUA